Messenger RNA from Diaporthe batatas, 3044 nucleotides. RefSeq lists its product as uncharacterized. The coding region runs from base 130 to 2823 and encodes 897 amino acids. The record is from RefSeq and is a predicted model, not a curated record. Gene Ontology annotation, biological process: protein secretion. Lineage: Eukaryota; Fungi; Ascomycota; Sordariomycetes; Diaporthales; Diaporthaceae. The transcript has a single exon.
GCAAUCUUUGCGUUUUCACCCAAUUCCGCCACGUGAGGUGGUGCUUCACAGUGCUCACAGAACUCGCAAAACUAAAACCUUGUCCCUGAUCUGAUCAAUCUACUCCGGUGAUCACACAGCCCUCCAACGAUGGAUCAAGGCGAAAAGGUCAGGCAUGGCCGCGAGGCUCUGAUGGAAAGGCUCAUCGAGUUGGGCACACGGGCGUCGAGACCAGAUGUGGACGAGGACACUCGGCAGCAGGCUGCGCAAGAAUUUGAUGACUUCGUAUGCAGGGCCGGGACAGUCUCCCUGAUCCCAGCGCUCAACUUCCUCAUCCAGCCAGGACGGGUGCCACCUGAGCUGCGCGUCAAGCUCAUGGGAGUUCUUACCCAGAUUCCCUUGAGGCCUGAUGGCGUGCGUGCAACCGUCGAAUUCGUCUUCUCCGUGCAUCCUUCGAGCACCCUCACUUCCCCGGACCAGGCCAAGCCCCAAAAGGAAGGGGCCAACAUCACCCACGAGGCUUUGAGCAUGGCCGCCAAGCUCAUCGCCUACCCUCCCAAGGCCGUUUCCCCAGACACUUGGUACCAGAAAGUGGCACCGCAGCUUCUCUCGUUGCUGGAUGGCCAGGAAGGACCGGAGCUCAUGAAAGUGGGAGCGUUUGUCAUCGGCUUCGGGAUUCUUGGCCGCAGACAAUCUGGCGCUCCCGGGACGGCCGGCUGGAGAGCUGUCGCGGAGCCAAUAUUGAGUCCAAUCAGCCCCUCGUCUGCAGCAGCGUCGGCCUGGAGUGCCGAUUCCGGUAACAUUAUAGACCUCAGCAAAGAGAGGGUGCUUGUCUCAGCUCAGGAAUUGGCCCAGGCCCUGUUCCGUCUGCAGGCCCUCCUCAUCUCACAUCCGAACCCUAGCCUGUCCAAGAGGCUCUUACAUCCCAUCAUCCUCCCCCUCUGGGCUCUUGCCAGCUCUGUCCGCCCUCAGUCACACUGUGAGGAACGGUACUGCCAGCCCGCGCAGAACCUGCUUCGCAUUUAUUUCAAACUCGCUGCUGGGCCACAGAAUAUAGACAUUGUAAUCCAAAAUCUCCUUUUCAAAGGCAGCCUCGAAAGUGGCUCUGGUUGGAGAUUCAAGGAAACAACCAACGGGAACGUUGAAGUUGUCCAAGCCCGAGAGGCUCUUCACCGUGAUGCCGCGCAACACAAGUGGUCAGAAAUUGAGCCAAAAGUCGAGUCUCUGAUUGAACUGAUCAAAUCCGUAUGCUCGGCGGAAGAUGUUUCCUCUAUCUUCACAACAUUAUUCCGCCGUUGGUUCUCAGCGAACUCGAAGAAAAUCGACUCGGUGCUCGUGGUCAAAGCCGAUGAGUCUGGAGCAGAUCCCAUCGAUCAGUUGGUACAGGUCAAGAUGCUUCAAAGAAUGAUGGAUAUCUUCCCAUCGCAGUUGGCAACUGGAUCUGACUCGAUCUUGAGAAUGGUGGAGCCCAUAUUGAAACAGGGGGCCGGUGAGGGGGACGACGAGACGGUGCCAGUGGCUCUCAGUCUUCUCAAUAUUGUCGUCACAGCCCCAGGUUUUCUCAAAGCCAGGACAGACCAGAACCUCGUCCAGUCCAUUGAAUCGUCACUGGGCGUGCUGGGAAAGGCAGAUCUUGGAGGCACGUCUGCAACAGCCAAGAACCUUGAACUCCUGCUCAGAUACCGGGAUGAGCUUGAUGGCCCGUCCGAAGUACCACCCAUUCCGACAUCACGCCAGAUCCAAGACCGCAAAACCUAUGACCUGGCCCUUUCCUACAUUACCCAAGCAGACUCGCCACCGCCCGUACGUGCCGAGGGGCUAAGCCUUCUCCAGUCCCUCAUUGUCGAGAACAGUGCCAUCCUAGACAUUCCUGCGACCCUCGUCCUCAUGUCCUCACUACUACAAGAUGACGACGACUAUAUAAACCUGCGCUUGAUCAAGAUGUAUACACAGCUUGCACAUAAGCACCCUAAAACCGUCACUGGAGAUCUUGUGGAGCAUUAUGUGGACGCCGACGAGAGGGCGAGCAUAGACCAGCGCCUACGUUUCGGCGAGGCACUACUGCAGGUGAUCGAGCGGCUCGGUGAAAUGUUCACGGGCGACACAGCGCGGCAGGUCGCGGAGGCGUUGCUGGCCACCGCAGGCCGACGGGGAUACCGGCCCAAGACCGAAGAGAAGCAGCGGAAAGAGGAGAAUCUCAGGCUGAGGAAGCAGCAGCGUGCCGAGAAGGAGUGGGGAGGCGACGUACCUGACCUCGGCUCAGAUGAGGACGAGACGGAGGCGGACCGGGCGAAUAAGGAGGUACUGACGCAGAUCGUCAGUGGCUGGGACAGCAAGAAGGGUAGCGAAGACAUCCGCAUCCGCGGGUCCGCACUGUCCAUCCUCGCCGUCGGCAUCGAGACCAGCCUAGCGGGAGUGGGCCCGACCCUCAUCACAGCUAGUGUCGACCUAUCCGUCAAUGUCCUCAAGGUCGAGACUGGAAUGGAGGCUGGUAUACUGCGCCGGUCAGCCGUACUCGUUAUCCUGGCCUUCGUCAGAGCGCUCAACAGUGCCAAGGAGCAGGGCAGGCGCCUGGGAUUCGGGUUGACGGAGCAGAGCCAGAAAGAUAUCGGGACUGUGUUGCGUUAUGUUGCGGCUACUGAUAAUGACGGCCUGGUCAGGCAGCACGCGAGUGACGUGGUCGAGAGUCUAGACAAUUGGAAGCUUGGGUCUCUUGUUUCCCAGGUGCAGGAGCAGACCCCAGCGACGACCCUGACCAGGCUGGCGGGGUUGAGUGUUGAUCCUCAACACGCAGCCUUAGCAGACCGACCUUCCUCAAGGCCUAGGAUCGAGGAAGUCGAGUGAGAACAGCCUGGAAUAGUUUGGAUUCCCAUCCACCAUCUCACGCAAUAGCAUCUUCGCCGUCCACUUCAAGAUGUGCGUGUGCGUGUGCGCGUGCGCAGAAGGGGUUUUCCGAUCAGGGCAAUCUACUUGGUAUGAUGCGUGCUGAACACCAUGGCCUUCUUACCACCGGGAGCACAGUGCUUGUGCAAUAGCAGCAAGUUUCAAAAACAAAUUGAUUCAAC